CGCAGCAUCAGUGGACAAAACAGUGCCAUACCUUGUACGGAUAACACUUGUAUAGCUACUUGUUUCAGUGAACACAUCAAAAAAUGACUGGAUUUCUUCAGCUGUUGUUAUUUGUCAGCACGACCCUUGCCUCAGAGUCAUCGUGUCCAGUAUGCUCCAAAUACGACUACGAGGAAAAUUUGCUUGAGAGAAUGAUUCGCAUGGAGUUCGAUUUUAGAAAAGUGUUAACGGAAAACAAAGUUGUAAGCGAAACUGUUGAGCACGACCUAACAAAGAUCAAGAAAGAAAACAAACGCUUGUACGGCGAAGUUGAUGCCUUAAAGGCCGAACAUGAGCAAGCAGAGCGUAGACUGGUUUUGCUCAUGGAAGAUGUUGUGAGAAACCAAAACAUCACACUCGAGCAAGCAGAGCGUAGACUGGUUUCGCUCAUGGAAGAUGUUUCGACCAAUUCCAACAAUACCUUGGAACGAAUAACUGCCGCCUUCGACAAUAUAACAGAGCAAGCAGAGCGUAGACUGGUUUCGCUCAUGGAAGAUGUUUCGACCAAUUCCAACAAUACCUUGGAACUAAUAAGUGCCGCCUUCGACAAUAUAACAGACCAAAUUGCUACUCGUUCGGUGUACUUCCACGCCCACUCUCCACAGACUAGCACUCUGUCCACAGGUGAGGUGAUAGUGUACGAGAGAGUUAAGACCAACCAGGGCAACGGCUACAACGCCACAACAGGCACGUUCACCGCUCCAGCACAGGGACUCUACUUGUUCAUCAUGCAAAAAUGUUCGCCUCCUAAUAAAUAUAGUUAUCUCCAGAUAAUGAAGGAAGGUUCAGGCCUGCUAACAAGUGCACAUUAUGACGAAGACAAUCAUUCCUGUUCUAGUAGUCAGGCGUUUGUUCAGCUGGAUUUCGGAGAAACGGUCUGGAUACAAUGCUCCAGAGGGGGCCCAAACGCACAACUGUACGAGGAUUCUAAUCAUUGGAACAGUUUUGGUGGUGCUCUCUUUCACAUCUAACGUGCUUAGGUAAUUGACCCUAGACAACCAAAAGACAGAACAGAUACAAACAAAAAGGAAGUAAAUUUCGUAGUGAUUAAUUAUUUAUUUUAAAAGAUAAAAAUAUUAACACUAUUUGAAUGAUUUUUUGCUACAACUUGUAUCAUUAUAUGAAUAUUGUUAGAUAUCGUCUGUGUAAUUCGCCAACAUGCUACGCAAGUAUAUGUUCUAUUAAAACUGAGAACACAUAUAUUAACAUAAAAUAUUUGUUUGUGUUAUAACUACGGACGCUGUAUACUCGUGAUGUAUUAUUCGCCGACUCAAAUUUCCCUUUGUUUCUUGCAUGGUCAGUGACGCAUGAACCGUUUUCCUCCACUCCGUUGUUUUAUAACCAGUGUCAGGAGUAUGGUGAAUUUGUGAAUACAUUUCAAUUAUAUUUAUACUUAUCAAGCAGCGUUAAAUAUAUAAGAGAUGACGUCAGAAGUGCGUGUAUCGUUUUUAUUAAAUCCGUUGUUGCAAUACCUUUUUAAGGGUAAAACUACUUAAUAAGCACAGUAAUAAAUCAGUGUUGAAUAUGAAAGUCGUAAAGUACCUUUAGGUUUUAAACUUCAAAAUGUGUAUCUUUACGUAUUAACAGAAAUGAAUAACAAUUUCUCCAGAUAUUAGCUAAAUAAUUCAUAACAUCGCUACGAAUUGUCAAGGCAAAUAGAUAUUUGGUAUUGAUAUGCAUAGUUAUAAACAGUGUU
Messenger RNA from Mya arenaria, 1735 nucleotides. RefSeq lists its product as uncharacterized. The transcript is spliced from 5 exons. The coding region runs from base 84 to 1010 and encodes 308 amino acids. Gene Ontology annotation, molecular function: protein binding. The record is from RefSeq and is a predicted model, not a curated record. NCBI's taxonomy places the organism in Eukaryota, Metazoa, Mollusca, Bivalvia, Myida, Myidae.